UAUUUAUAUUUUUUAUUGAAAUCUUCCCUUUGUGUAAAAAAAAAAAGAAAGAAAGAAAAAAAGAGAAAAUGAUGAGUCUGCUGUGCAUCACAAUAAUCUCCCUGACCCUGGCUGGCAGCGCGUACAGUCAAGUGACAAGCCCUCCCUCACUACCAACAGUCAAGGUUUCUGCUGACCUUGGUGGCAACGUCACCCUGCCCUGCAGGCUCUUGCACACAGACGACACAUCCUUUGGCAGCAUCGGUAUCCGGGUGAGGUGGACCAAGGUGGCCGAUGAUGAAUCACAGAAUGAGGAUGUGCUGGUUUCAAUGGGAUUCCACAAGAAAACCUACGGAAGCUUCGAGGACCGCGUCUACCUGCAGGAGUUUGACAACGACGACGCCUCCUUAAUAAUAACUGACGUCUCCAUGGACGACGUGGGAAAAUACCACUGUGAGAUCGUCAACGGGGUGGAAGACACCGUGCAAGAGGUCGUCUUGGAGGUGCAAGGUGGUGCCAUGAACGGUGUUGUAUUCCCAUACUCCCCCUUUGUGGGUCGCUACAACCUGAACUUCCAAGAUGCUAUGAAGGCCUGUGAGGACCAGGGUGCCGUGGGUGCCACCUUUGAUCAGCUGUUUGAGGCCUGGAAGGGCGGUCUGGACUGGUGCAACGCUGGCUGGCUGAGCGAUGGCACGGUGCAGUAUCCCAUCACCAAACCCAGAGCACCUUGUGGUGGAACCAACAGCGGGCCUGGUCUCAGAAGCUAUGGACGCCAGAACAGGAUGAGCCGCUACGAUGUGUUCUGCUAUGCUUCCGCCCUCAACGGACGUUUGUAUUGGCUGGUCCAGCCUGACAGGCUGACCUUUGACGAGGCUGUGCAGGCAUGCUUAGAUGACGGUGCAGAGAUCGCCAAGGUGGGCCACAUGUACUCCGCCUGGAAGCUUGAGGGUUACGAUCGCUGCGAUGCCGGCUGGUUGGCUGACGGAAGCGUCCGCUACCCCAUCUCCAGACCCCGCAAGAACUGCAGCCCCACAGAAGCUGCAGUGCGCUUUGUUGGAUUCCCCGACAAGAGCCAGAAGUCUUAUGGCGUCUACUGUUACAGGUCUUAUUAGUGAGGGGAGGUAGAAAGGAGCAGGGAAGCCAUAACCACCAAAGAGCAGCAACAACCACAACCAGUUAAAUCAACAAUGAAGCAGAUAAGCUUUGGAUCUUAACUAGCAUGAACUCAAUACCUUUCUGAAGCUGUGAUAACCCUAAAACAAAUACUGUACAUCUUAUGCCCAUAUGCAAUGAAUGGCAAAGUAUUUUGUAGCCAUUAAUUUUUGUUUUUCUCUAGCUGUGCAUUCAUUGAUUUUCCACAGGCUGUUGGGUAAAGGGGCAACAGUGUUAAAGUGACUGAUGAGACAGAGACAAGAACUUAAUGGUCAACAUCAUCUAAGUUUAGUUUGUCUUCCACAGAAUGUAAAGAUGUGUGAAGUUCAAGAUUUGGGGCGAUAAUGCUCAUGUGCAGAUGAUACGUGCUGCUUUAAAAUUUCUAUAGAAGAAAACAAUGUGUUAUUUUAUUUUUUAUCAGUUAUCACAUCCAUAAAAAAAAUUCAAUUGAUGACAAAAGCAUGAACAUAACUCAGCUACCGCUGUUGAGCUAUGAAUACGUACAUGUUAUACUGCAGUAAGUAAUCGAUUGGAUCCACCUUCAAGCAGAGUUGAAGCUCUUUUUCUUUUUUUUUUUGACCGGAGGAGUUGUGAUCAAAUUAACUGCCAAUAAAAUGAAUGUAAAUGUUUCAGUCUGUGACCUUUUCUGCAUCGAAAGCUCCUCUUAGAUCAACUCCCAACUACAAUCUGAAGUACGUUUUUACUGUUAUAACCUUGAGCAGUGUGUUUGUUCUAACAAACUUUUUUAAUGAUCACAUCCAUGGUGUUUUUUUUAAAGCAAAAGAACAGAUUUUGUCUAAUACUUGCAGCUUUUUUGGUGAAAUGUAGUUUUUAGACAACUUAAACCUGGCUCAUACAAGCAGGAUUUUGGCAAAAUAGUGAAUUCCUGAACUAAAAAUAUACCCCUGAUUGUCUAACAAUGAUAGAGAAGAAAUCUGACAUUACAGCAGUGACAGUAAAGCUAUCAAAUAUACGGCCGCAAAUCCACUCUGACUGCUGACAGGUUCACAUGUUUUUACUGUGGUUAUGAGUUGUAAAUUUCCACUGGCAUUCUUUGAAAGGACUGAUUAAUAUGAUGAUUACAAUGAUGAUCACUUACACUCCUAAACAGAUUCAUUGAUAGUCAUGCUGUAGUGACUGCAUCUCAAUAUGUGUCUCUAAAUGUUUCCUGUGGACCACGGUGGCCAUGUUUUUGACAAUACAAAGCUGAUUAUUUUGAGGUGUGCCACAACCAGUAGAUAGAACAAUUAAUAGGUAUGAGUUACAAAAAUAAUUUCAAAUUUUGUGGUUUUUUUUGCGAUGUUGUUUCUUUUUUUUUUUUACUUUUUCUAACCCUGGGCACUGACACAUGGUACUUACUGCAGAUUACAUGUGGUAAUAUGGCAUUGUUUGUAAAAGCAAAACUUCUGUCAAACUCGUGUAUUUGUUCACACUUGCGCAUGAAAAAAAAAAACAAAAGAUUAAGGUAUUUUUGUAUCUUAUCGCCAUGUACCUUUUUCAACAAAGCAGUUUGAAAUAAAGAAUAUGACUUUCAAA
Molecule: messenger RNA, 2667 nt
Organism: Stegastes partitus (bicolor damselfish)
Lineage: Eukaryota; Metazoa; Chordata; Actinopteri; Pomacentridae
Product: hyaluronan and proteoglycan link protein 1-like
Exons: 4
Coding region: 69-1091 (340 amino acids)
Biological process (GO): glial cell differentiation; cell adhesion; central nervous system development
Cellular component (GO): perineuronal net; synapse
Molecular function (GO): hyaluronic acid binding
Source: RefSeq, a predicted model, not a curated record